CCUGCUACUCUCUCAGUCAUUGCAACUAAAAAGCUUGCAUUUCCAGAUAAUGCAUACGAUAUGAUUCAUUGUGCAAGAUGCAGGGUUCACUGGCACGCAGAUGGAGGAAAACCAUUGAUGGAGCUCAACAGGAUUCUUAGGCCAGGAGGGUACUUCAUAUGGUCUGCAACUCCAGUUUAUAAGAAGGAUGAAGGACAUAAGAAUGUCUGGAAAGUUAUGGUUAAUCUGACCGAAGCAAUGUGCUGGAAGAUGGUGGCAAAGACCUACUUUAAAAGAGCUAGAGUCGGGCUAGUUAUAUAUCAAAAGCCAGAUUCAUCUUCCUGCUAUGAGAAUCCUAAAGAAAAUAAUCCCCCUAUGUGCAACCAGAACCAUAGGCUGAAUAGUUCAUGGUACACGCCACUGGACAGCUGCCUUCUACCACUCGCCACAAGUAGCUACGAGUGGCCUGCACCCUGGCCCCAAAGGCUCAACAACAAACCUCUAAGUCUAUCCCUUGAAACAGACACUGAAGAAAUAUUCAAUGCGGAUACAAAACACUGGGCACUGGUUACAGAUGUGUACUUAGGGAGCCUUGGUAUAAAUUGGUCAAAUGUGAGGAAUGUGAUGGACAUGAAUGCAGGCUAUGGAGG
Molecule: messenger RNA, 629 nt
Organism: Nicotiana tabacum (common tobacco)
Lineage: Eukaryota; Viridiplantae; Streptophyta; Magnoliopsida; Solanales; Solanaceae
Source: RefSeq, a predicted model, not a curated record